Acanthoscelides obtectus is the source of this 569-nucleotide messenger RNA. The record is from the annotation of a GenBank genome assembly. NCBI's taxonomy places the organism in Eukaryota, Metazoa, Arthropoda, Insecta, Coleoptera, Chrysomelidae.
AUUAUGCGGACUGCGGCAAGCUGCUGUCCAGGCGGAAGCGGUAUUUGACUUUUCCCGAAGGGGCCAGCAUAUCCUGUGCAGUAUGUAUGACUAGCCAGUUAUGGAUUCAACCGCCAGGUAUCUUUACCGAAAGUAUAGCUUGGGGCUUGGCAUACGAGCUACCUAAUGACACUCGAUCUUUGGAAGAGCUGAUUGGGUCGAAGUACAUGAUCAAGCGGAGGAAUAGAAGGGAUCUUUACAGCAAAAUGGAGACCAUUCUUGAUUCGGCCGGCUAUGAUGGACGCUCUUGUGUCUUAAGGUCGCUGUGCGAAGCAACUUAUAGGUUCUUGCCUAAGGAGGAUAACCUUUUGCACCAUAUUUUGAAGAUUGUUUUUGGGAAAAAGGAAUCAAUCUAAGGCGGUCCUGCAAAGAUCAGAAAACAGAAACACAGUCUAUGGACAAUUACUGUAAAAUCAUUUAUGAGGCCAAUGUCAAAACGACCGUGGGGCCAACUUAUUUGGCGACAUCGCAAAAAAGAGUGAUUGUUGUAGGGGAAGAACUUUUGUUAACAUUGCAGGUCUAUUUGGGUA